CACCCCGGCGCGCGCUUCCUGUGAGGUCAGGUGGGCGGAGCCGCAGCCCGUGGACGCCGCGGCCCGGGGAGCGCGCCGGCAGGUACAGCCCAUUUAGGGACCUGCAGCUCCUGGGAGGAUGGUGCGGAUCCUGGCCAAUGGAGAGAUCGUCCAGGACGAUGAUCCCCGAGCGAGGACCACCACCUCACAGAGAGGUGGCACUCCUCGGCAGGGCUUUCUCAACAGGGGCCCUGGGCCCCGUCAGCCGCAGGCGGGAGCCAGGCUGGGUGCCGCUCAGUCCCCGUUCAGUGACCUCAACCGGCAGCUGGUGAACCUUGGCUUUCCUCAGUGGCACGUUGGCAACCACGCGGUGGAGCCCGUUACCUCCAUCCUGCUGCUCUUCCUGCUUGCCAUGCUGGGGGUUCGCGGCCUCCUGCUCGUGGGUCUGUUGUACCUGGUGUCCCACCUCGGCCAGCGGUGACCUGGGGGCGGGCGUGGGGGGGCCGGCCUGCAGAGAGGGGACUUGGUAUGAGAGAAAGCACGGAGGCGGCGAGCUGGGGUCCUCGAAGGUGUGAUCAGAGAAGGAGCUGUAGGUGUGGGUCUCCCUGCUGGGUUAAGCCUGAGGCAAGAGGGCAUCUUAAAACCAGCACCCCAGGGCUGGAGAGAUGGCUUAGCUGUUCAGGUGCUGGCCUGAGAAGCCUAAGGACCCAGGUUUGAUUCCCCAGGUCCCACGUAAGCCAGAUGCACAAGGUGGCAUAUGCGUCUGGAGUUCAUUUGCAGUGGUUGGAGGCCCUGGCUCUCUCUUUCUCUCUCUCUGCCUCUUUCUCUCUUGCAAAUAAAUAAAGUUAAAAAACAAAAAAACAAAAACCAGCACCCUGAAGUAUAGGGUGGGUAGCCCUGUUUCCCUAUAUGGGCCUUCAUUAAGAGGCACAAGACCAGGGUAAGAGGCUCUUUGAGGUGCCAUUGUAUUGUAAUACCCCCAGAACCUUAGCCGAUUGCUCUGUACCAGGAGUGGGGUGGGGCUUAUUACAGCUGGGAAGUGUCCAGACUUUCUUAAACCCUUUUGUUUUUCUUGUGUCUUUGUAUUGUCUACUUUUUAUUUAUGACUAGGGGAAUUGGUGUUCUAUUUAUUGUGAUUUUCAAUAAAUAGAUUUAAGUAGG
Molecule: messenger RNA, 1140 nt
Organism: Jaculus jaculus (lesser Egyptian jerboa)
Lineage: Eukaryota; Metazoa; Chordata; Mammalia; Rodentia; Dipodidae
Gene: Fam241b
Product: family with sequence similarity 241 member B
Exons: 3
Coding region: 119-460 (113 amino acids)
Cellular component (GO): intracellular membrane-bounded organelle
Source: RefSeq, a predicted model, not a curated record